Messenger RNA from Larimichthys crocea (large yellow croaker), 1854 nucleotides. RefSeq names its product DEK proto-oncogene (gene dek). NCBI's taxonomy places the organism in Eukaryota, Metazoa, Chordata, Actinopteri, Sciaenidae. The record is from RefSeq and is a predicted model, not a curated record. The transcript has 12 exons. Gene Ontology annotation, biological process: chromatin organization; regulation of double-strand break repair. Gene Ontology annotation, molecular function: histone binding; DNA binding. Gene Ontology annotation, cellular component: nucleus. Bases 175 to 1521 code for a protein of 448 amino acids.
CAGUCCACCAAUAGCAAACACGGAGAGGGGUUGCGUCAUCGGCGUGUGGUCCAAUCAGCGCGGUCGCCGCCGCAGUGACGGAGAGAAACCGCCAUCACGAAAUUAAAAACAAGAAGCUGACGGACGGACGAGCCGCGCGCCGCACCGGACACGACAGACUGAGGCUGUGCAGAGAUGAGCGACGUGGCCGAGGAAGCGAUGAACAGUUCUGCGGUGUCGGACGAAGAAGUGGAGGACCGGCAGGAGGCGUCACAGGAAAGCCAGUCGAGUCCGGACAAAAGCCGCAGCCAGAUAUCCGGUGCAGGUGAAAUCAUUGAAGGCAAGCGGGCCAAGAAGUCCGUGGAGAGACUCGACUUCCAGGCACCGAAACAAAAAGAGAAGCUCAAGAUCGGAGAUGGUAGCGGAGACAAGUUGGGAGAUAUUCCACGCACCGGCUACCAGAUCAGCAAGAUGAAGCCAGCUGACCUGAAACCUCUGUACACCAUCCUGUUCGACAGACCGGGAAAGAUGGCCACAUUGAAGAAGAACCUGCGUCUGUUCAACGGCUUUCCUUUCGACGCCGACAGCCAACAGUACACGAAGAAACGAGAAAAACUGCUCAAGAAUUCAAAUUUCACCAACACCAAACUCAAAGUCGUCUGCAGCGUUUUGGAUCUGGAGAAGAAAGGAACCCACUCGGAUCUGGUCGACCGGAUCCUAACGUUCCUCAUCGCACCGAAAAAUAGCGGGAAGCGUCUGCCCGUCAAGAAAAAGAGGAAAUCAAAGAAGAAGCUGUCGGGCGACGACUCAACGGCCAAGACCAAGAAGAAGAGCAAACCCAAACCCAGCAGCUCGUCGUCCAGUCCCAAGAAGUCCAAAACGGGAAGCAAGUCCAAAGCCAUCGUCAUGGACUCGAGCAGCGACGAGGACGACGACGAGGAAGACGAGAAGGCCGGAGCGUCAGCUGAGGCGGAGGGCUCCGAGACAGAAGACAAACCUUCAGAGAAGGACGAGGACCGCUCCGACAAGUCAGACGAGUCUGUGGACGAGGAGGACGACGAGGAGGAGGAGGAGGAGUCUCCAAAAUCAAAGUCGUCCAGAGGAAAGUCCAAAAAACCUGCGGCGGUCAAAAGACAGAGGACACCAGCGAAGAAAACGGGUCCUCCUAAGAAGAGAGUGAGGAAGGAAGUUUCAGACGAGUCAGACGCCGACAGUGAAGCUGACGAGAAGCCCAAAAAAAAGAAAACUGCUCCGAUCAAACCUGCCGCCAAAACCAAGAAGGCCGACAGCAGCAGCAACAGCAAGAACACCAACACAGCAGAGGACACUUCAGAUGACGACGAGCCGCUCAUCAGGAUGAUCAAGAAAGCUCCGAGCGACGAGCAGCUGAAGGAGACGGUGCAGAGUCUGCUGAAGGAGGCCAACCUGGAGGAGAUGACCAUGAAGCAGAUCUGCCAGAGGGUGUUUGACACUUACCCUGAGCACGACCUGACCAGCAAGAAGGACUACAUCAAACAGACAGUCAAGUCUCUCAUCACAUGAAGAAGAAGAAAGUUCCACCACCACAGAACGCGACGGAGGAAAACUUCAAAACUCCUUUUCAUCAGUUCAUUUGUUUUCAUACAGUUUUCUACAUGAUUGUUUUUUAUUAACGUGCUCGUGUAUAGACUUCAGUGUUCAUCGUCAGCUUUUCUAAGAAGUGUUCAUUAACUUCACGUUCAGAUUUGUACAUAUGUUUCUAAUUAGGUGAAGCUAUUUUUGAUUAACACGUAAACGUUUAUUUUUCUGGACUGGUUUGUUUCCUGUUUGUCGUCCUUGCUCUCAGACAUUCUCUCUGUUCCAUCAUGCUCACUCAUUAAAAUUGUACGGUUUUUU